Cyclocybe aegerita is the source of this 1542-nucleotide messenger RNA. The record is from the annotation of a GenBank genome assembly. Lineage: Eukaryota; Fungi; Basidiomycota; Agaricomycetes; Agaricales; Hemipholiotaceae.
AUGUCAUAUGUCCUCGGCCCCUGCUUUGCAGUCCUAAUGUACCAUCGCAAUUGCGCAAGUCCUUCUCCUGUGCUGGUAUAUCGAGCUAUCUUCUCCCCCCGCGUUAGGGAACAAGCGAAGGGGUUGUUUUUGCUGCCGCUCGAUCUCGGUGUUCGAUCCUUAAUCCCCGACGAACUCCCAGGAAAGGUUCUCAUUGCCUCGUGGCCGUACAAGCCAAGUGUCGCCUACCGAAAUGGACCGCCCGAGCUCCGCCCUCUGCGCGAAACAGCUAAAUAUGCAGCGUCGCCUGUGUACACCGAGGACGUCGACGCCGCGCGCCUGGGUUCGCACUGGAGCAAGGACUCCACCUCCGACAUCGUUUUUGCCUCCCAAUCCCUCUACCAGGACUCGUCCUACGGCGCUCCCUGGUCCUACCCUUCAACGUGGGCCUACGAGACGGCUGGCAUCUCCUCAGAUUCGGACGAGGAACACAUGGACUUCUUUGAAAGGAGAAUGCGCACACCCGACCUCACCGAAUCUCCCGCCUCGUCGCUGCCCACCACGCCCAACAGCCUCGACACCUCCUUCGACUGCAAGAUCGCAAAGCCCGAGCCGCGCUCUGGGCUGAUGAUCAACACGAACAUCCCCCGCCCCCGUAUUUAUGAAGCCAACACCAGCAUCACCUCUUUUUCGCCUUCGACCUCGAUAAUGCACACCGCUAUCGAGGAGCCUUACAACGUGCUCUUCUCCGCCAGCCCAGUCUCGCCAGGAAAACGCGUAUUUAUGUCUGAUUCCGCCAUCACCGCCGUCGACGACGAGGAGAUGACCUCUCCUUCCCUCUGGUCGUCAACCUCCGCGACCGAGAUGUCUUCUCCCUCGAGCUACUCCGACUCCUCCGCCACGAGCUCCUUCCACGGCGAGGACUUCUUCCAGCGCUCGUCGACACCGUCCCCCGAACCCGAACCCCUCGCUCUAUGGGCGCAAUACCAGUUACAGGUGCAGUCGCCACCUCAACAAUGUCAGCUUUCUUCGUCCGUCUCGACUUCAAUAACCGACGUUCUUCCCCAUUCAAGGCUCUCCAACUCCCUCUUCGGCAGCAAAAGGCACUCUGACCCCGUCAGCGCCAGCCCUCGCACCCCCACCCCCGCGCGUGGCGUCUCUCCCUCGACCUCCAGUAGCAGCGUCACCGGCAAGUCUUCGACGCUCAGCCGCUUCGCGAUCAAGUUCUUCCCUCGGUCGGCAUCACCGUCGCCUGCACCGGCUUCACCAGCUGCGGCGGUUCCACAUGGACGCGCUCCAGCUGAACCACCUCGUCCAUCCACUGCGCGCCGUCAAGCGCCUCCUCCGGCAGCUGAAUCGCCUGCCUGGAGUCCGCAACAGGUGGUCGUUCCAGCCCAGACCCGACUUGUUUUUCAGGAAAGCGAUACCGCCGCCUCGACCGGACACGCCACUCCCGUUUUCGACAAGAACAGCCAUCGUCAUCUCCAGGAGCAGCAGCAGCAUCGGUCGCCCCGCCACUGGUUCAUGCCGGGAAGGUUUCGGGUCUCUGGUGGCGUGAAUUGA